CAACAGCAGCAGUAGACAACAACAGCAGCAGUAGACACAACAACAGCAGCAGUAGACACAACAACAGCAACACUGCAUCGUGAGUUGAGACUCGCGCGCCCCGGGCUCCUGGAGGAAGCGGCCGAGCCAUGGAGUCCCCGCUUGGGGCGCGUGGAGCCGCGGGCCUCUCAUUCACGGGGCCCUCGUCUCUGUGCCUCCACCCCGCGGAGCUCAGCGACUCGAGCAGUCAGCGCUGCCGCCUGGGCCCCGGGGCGCUGCGAGCGCUCGGGGUCCGCCUGCUGGGCGCGCCCCUGCGCCUCUCGCUGGGCCGAGACGCGGUCGGGGAGGAGCGGCUGCUGCUGUGCGCCGCGUGGCCGCGGCCCGACCUAGCAGAGGGCCACGUUGAGGUGGACGCGCGCUGCGGGAGCCUCGCCGCGUUGCUCGAGGCAGACCCCGAUGACGACAACGGCGGCGGAGAGGCCGGGGGGGUGGGAGGACGCGACCCAGCGCUACCCGCGCGGAUUCCCCUUCACCGGAUCCGCGCGCUCCCGCGAGUCCGCGCCAAGCGCCUCUUCGUCACGGCCGUGUGCGCUGCUCCCGAGCCCGGGGGUGUCGGCGGCGGCGGCGAGCCCGCGGCCGCCGCCGCCGCCACCUCCGCGUUGCCCAGGGCGGCCGAGCUGCGCGAUGUGGCGCGGGAGCUGCUGCGGGGAGCGCUCGUGUUCCCGGGCUGCGCGCUGCGCGUCGCGGGCCACGGCCACCCCCUGCUCUACGUGCUCGUGCGGCGAGCCCAAGCCGAGGCCCAGCGGGGCGGCAAGGGGGGCGAGGAGAGCAGGCCGGCUGAUGGGGAGGGGGAGGAGGAGGAGGGACCCCCCGGGGAUGAGACGACGGUGAAAAGAGAGGAGCCGGAGACCGCGUGCUCCGUGGCCAUGCUCGUGCAUGGUCGCACCGAGAUUUUCGUGACGCGCGUCUCUCCCGUGCGCCGCUUCCUCUCGGCGCUGCGGGCCAAGCAGAGGAGGCAGCGGAGCCGCCUCGUCGGCUUCCCCCUGGGCGGCCUGGACGCCGAGGCGGAGAGGCUGCGGGAGUUGCUGCUGCUGCCCGCGAGGUUCCCGCGCGCGCUGCGGCGUCUGUGCCUGUGGGGCCCCCCGGGAGGACUCCUGCUGGCGGGGCCGCCCGGCGUGGGCAAGACGCGGCUGGUGCGCGCCGUGGCGGACGAGGUCGGGGCCGAAAUGGUGGCGAUCAACGCCUCGGACGUCGUGGGACCGCGGCCCGGAGACACCGAGGCCGCGCUGCGCGCCGCCUUCGCGCGAGCCCUGGCGCUGGCGACGCCUCCCGCCCAGGACGGUGGUGGUGGUGGUGAUGAGGAUGAUGAUGAUGAUGGAGGUGCCGGGACGCCGUGCAUUCUCUUCAUUGACGAGGUGGAGUCCCUGUGCCCACGGCGCGGGGAGGGAGGCGCGGUGGACACGCGCGUGGUGGCGCAGCUGCUGACCCUGAUGGACGGGGCCCGCGGCGAGCGAGGGGGCCCCGGGACCGGGACCGUGCUCGUGGUGGCCGCCACCAACCGGCCAGAGGCCCUGGACCCGGCACUGAGGAGGCCCGGGCGAUUUGACCGCGAGCUGGUGCUUGGCGUGCCCACGGAGCGGCAGCGCAUCGCCAUCCUCGCGGUGCUCACGCGGGGCAUGCCGCUGGCGCCGGGCGUGGGCCUCCAGGAGCUCGCGGCCCUCACGCCGGCGCACGCGGGCGCCGACCUCGCCGAGCUGUGCCGCCACGCGGCCGUCGGCGCGCUGAGACGGCUCCCGCGGGCGAAGCCGCCGGGGGUGCCCGGGCGCGACGGGGGGCCGAACGGGCGAGCUGCGGGCGGAGAGCGCGCGGCGGCGGCGGCGGCGGCGGCGAACCCGGUGGAGCUGGCGGACGAGCGGAGAGAGGGACGGGAGGAGGCGGAUGGAGCGGAGGGGGAGGAUCCGCAGCGGAGCGACGAGCUGACCCGGCGGGCGCUGCCGGCCGUGCGCGUGGAGAUGAGCGACUUUCGCAGCGCGCUGCCCUUGGUGCGGCCGACCGCCACGCGGUGCGACGCCGCCGUGCCGGCCGUGGAGAGCGGUGGGGCCGGAGGCUGGGAGCGCAUCGUGGGGCUGGAUGACGUCAAGCGCCGCCUGCUGCAGUGCGUGGAGUGGCCCUUGCUGCACCCUGCGGCGCUGCUGCGUCUGGGCGCCCGCCUGCCGCGAGGCGCACUUCUCUACGGGCCGCCUGGCUGCGCAAAGACCUCGUUGGUGCGGGCGGUGGCGGCGCGCGCCAGCGUCUCCUUUCUCAGCGUGUCAGGCGCCCAGGUGAUGUCGCCAUACGUGGGCGACACCGAGAGAAACCUCGCGCAGGUGUUCCGUCGUGCGCGGGCUGCCGCCCCGUGCCUGCUCUUCCUGGACGAGGUGGAUGCGCUGUUGGGGUCGCGGGGUCGCGCCGCCGGGGUGGCGCAGCGCGCCCUCGCCACGCUACUCUGCGAGAUGGACGGCGUCGGGGUCGACGCCGGCGAAAGGAGGGGGGGCGGGGGAGUGGACGGCGAGGAGGAGGAGCUGUCGAACGAGCACGUGCUGGUCGUCGCGGCGACCAAUCGGCCCGAGGUGCUGGACGAGGCGCUGGUGCGUCCGGGCCGGCUGGACAGCGUCAUCUUUGUUCCGCCGCCCGACGCGAAGACGCGUCUCGCCAUCCUGCAGCUGCAACUGGCGCUGGUCCCCUUGGCGGAGGACGUCUCCCUGACGGAGCUCGCCGACGCGACCCACAUGUACACGGGCGCCGACCUCAAGGGGGUGUGCAGCGAGGCGGCGCUGCUGGCCAUGGCGGACGAGGGUGUGGACGUGGAGCGCGUGCGGCAGGAGCACUUCCUGCGUGCCCUGCGGCUCAUCCCGCCCUCGCUCACGGCGCAGCAGGUCGCGCGCUACGAGGCGCUCUACGCUCGGCACGUGCUGGCAUGAUGGACGCCGUGACCGCAGGCGCCGAGUCGUGAUUGGCCGGCGUGAUGAUGGGUGGCUUGACACGAAGGGCGUCGUGAUGAUUCAUGGCGUGAUGACGGGCAAUCCGAGCUUACAACGUAACUUUUUAUUUGACUAGGUAAGACCUACUAAACCAUCGCCAUGCGCGAGUUCUGGAUUUGCAAGUUGCGCAUAUUCGCAAGUUACUACUAUGGACGUAUUGGUGGUAUACUGGUGCAACAUAACACACUGGUCCUCGUAAAAGCCUGAAAUCUAAAUUUGAACCAGCAAAUCUGUUUCAGUCUUUUAAGACCCCGUCGCCAAGUUUAGCGUGAUUCAAAUGUUUAUGCAGUCGACUGAGACUCGCUGAAAAGGUAAAUGUUGACCGUUGAUUUGGGUCCAGGGUACGCAAUUUUUCGGGCGAACCGGGAGGGCGAGCGCCUGCAGCAGCAGCAGCAACAACAGCAGCAGCUUUCUUGCUUUGGGUCACGAGCCUGAGGUGGGACCUGGUGCAUCAUCUUCGUCGUCUGGAACUGGUGCAUCAUCAUCAUCUUCGUCGUCUGGAACUGCGGAUGGAUAGGACAACAAGCAGAACGUUGGGAUCAUUAGGGUUAGGUUAGGGUUGUUGUCAUGGCAACAAUAUUAAUAUUUUGUGAACAAGCAAAUGCUAUUUAAGGACAAGGUUUUCCAAUAUAACCCUAACCGUCCGACCAAGUCUUGAGCACAGGUCAAAUCUGUCUUGGACACGAGUCAAAACACAGAGCCAACCAUCAUCACUGUGAAGUUUCGUGUUCAGCUACCCAUAACAUUAAUCUUCUGACUGCUUCGACAUCACGAGAACUGAUUUUGAUGCACCACCUCGCAAGAUUUUCUGACCGGGGUUGUGAAUUGCAGGAAAAUAAAGUAAAUUAUUGCAAA
This is a messenger RNA of Petromyzon marinus (sea lamprey), 3854 nucleotides long. RefSeq names its product AAA ATPase AFG2B (gene AFG2B). Gene Ontology annotation, cellular component: nucleus; cytosol; VCP-NPL4-UFD1 AAA ATPase complex. The record is from RefSeq and is a predicted model, not a curated record. NCBI's taxonomy places the organism in Eukaryota, Metazoa, Chordata, Hyperoartia, Petromyzontiformes, Petromyzontidae. Gene Ontology annotation, biological process: autophagosome maturation; retrograde protein transport, ER to cytosol; mitotic spindle disassembly. Gene Ontology annotation, molecular function: polyubiquitin modification-dependent protein binding; ATP binding; ATP hydrolysis activity.